UACUUGGUCUUUAAAUUAAAAAACUAAAAAAUAGUAUAAAAAUCUCAAAACCCCACCAUUUGUUCGAUCGUUCGCCCGGAAUAUAUUGAAAACAACGAAUCAGUGGCACGGUGGGACAUCAGAAAUGCCGCCAGAGCCCCCUCCUUUCCAGGAAGCAGCACGCUGCGACGUUUGCAAAUGCAGCUUCAACACUUUCCGGCGUCGGCAUCAUUGUCGAUGUUGUGGCAGGACCUUGUGCCAUGAACAUUCUGCGAAUCAAAUGGCUUUACCGCAAUUUGGCAUUCACACCGAUGUGAGAGUUUGCGCUGAUUGUUUUAAUAAUUCUUCUCGAGCUGCAAAUGAUAAUCUUCAGACUUCUCCAGAUGGAAUUAAUCCUGUAACAGAUACAUUCGCUAGAUUAGACAUAGGUGCUGAUGUGGAUGAAAAGAUGGAGACAGUGGUGGAGCAUCACCCUGUUUCAGGCGUUGUAGAGUGCAAGUGUGGUAUGCCGUUGUGCAUUUGUGAAGCUCCAGCUCCAGCUCCAGCCCCAGCCCCAGCCCCAUCCACUGACGCACGUCCCCUGCCGAUGAAAAACGCUUCUAGCUCUACGGCUCAGUCAAAUCCGAAGCCAAAAAAGACAGACACUGUUCCAAGAAAUAGAGGUUCCACCUCAAACAGCAAAUUUAGUUCUGUUUUCAAUCCUGGUCAAGUGACGCAUGUUGCCAUGGAUACUCCUCAGAUGGAUUAUGAUGUCAACGGAGAGGGUUUAAGAGAAGCUAUAAAGAAUGGAGAUACUGCUGCUGUCAAGAAGCUACUGAGUGAGGGCGUGGAUGCAAAUUUUCAUGACAAACAAGGAAUGUCUCUGCUACAUCUAGCGGCACUUUUUAAUCGAACUGAUAUAGCUUUUAUCCUCAUGGAAUGUGGAGCAAGCAUGGACUACAGGAAUGCACAAGGGGAAACACCUCUGGAUUGUGCUCCAGCCACUUUGCAGUACAAAAUGCGUCAAAAGAUCGAAGAGAAACAACUGUGAACAAGCCACAACAACAUGAGAGAAAUUGGUUACGCAAGUUGUCAGUUUCGCUCAUGGAAUCGUUGUAUACAAGUUCUGCCUGGAUUUUUAUGAUAUACAGAUACAGGCGCAACUCCUGGAGUGUGAAUCAGAGUUCAUUUCCAAGGUAAUAAAAAAAAGUUAUCAAUAUUCCUGCGGCAAAGGAGCAAAUAUUUGUGCAUGACUUUAAGUGUGUAGUGGAUGUGUGAAAUAAUUUUUUAAGCUUGACUUUGUAUAUACAGAUAAGGUGGAACUUAUAUGAGGCUGACCGCCCCUUAUCAUUUAUAUUUUUGAUAUUAUUCUAUCCUUUAGAAAGUAUCAUCUUCAUCUGGA
Messenger RNA from Pistacia vera, 1360 nucleotides. RefSeq names its product hepatocyte growth factor-regulated tyrosine kinase substrate-like. Lineage: Eukaryota; Viridiplantae; Streptophyta; Magnoliopsida; Sapindales; Anacardiaceae. Gene Ontology annotation, biological process: protein transport to vacuole involved in ubiquitin-dependent protein catabolic process via the multivesicular body sorting pathway; protein targeting to vacuole. Gene Ontology annotation, molecular function: metal ion binding; phosphatidylinositol-3-phosphate binding; ubiquitin binding. The record is from RefSeq and is a predicted model, not a curated record. Gene Ontology annotation, cellular component: ESCRT-0 complex. The transcript is spliced from 10 exons. Bases 125 to 1009 code for a protein of 294 amino acids.